AUUUUUCUUACUAUUAUUGUAUUAAUUACAACCUUUUAGAGAGUUCAUACAUUAUCUCAUGAAUAUAAACUGUGAAGUGAAACAGCAGAAUAUGUAAUAACGUAAUAAUUUAAUACAGAAAAUCAUUGUUGCUUGUCUUAAAGUAAUUCGAAAAUUGUUGUGACAAAAAAUAUAAAGAAUACACAAGAAGCGACAUAAAAGAGACACAAGAAGAUAAGUGAUAGACAAGCAAUUAUUCGGUUAAUCUUCCCAAGUAUUAACGCUGAGCUUAAAAUAGCUGAGAAAAUGAGUACAAAUAACAGCAAUAAUGAAAACAACGAAAAAUCAAUUAAUGAUAACUUAUCAUCAUCAGUACCCAAAACAACCAAUACAAAUGUAACGAGUCGCAAGAAAGUCACGAAAAAGCCUUCAAGAAAUGGCCAACAACCAAAUUUGAAUUCAAGUUACGAGCAUCAUUUAGAAAAGUGGCUUGAAAACGCAUCGAAAAUGAAUUUUGACUAUAAUAAUUUCGAUGGUAACUGGCCGAUAAUGAACUCUAGUAGUGGUGCAACGAACCGUAAAGGCAACCACCUACAGUAUAGCUCGGCUGAUCCCAUUUCGUUACCACAGCACAUUAAUUUAGAUUCAAGUCCAUCCAUAUCAGCCUUUAUGAAUUUCAAUACACAAUUCCGACAACAAUAUCCACAUUUGAUACAACGUCAACAGUCUGCCUCGCCAAUCAGCAAUGAUCCGCUCACAUCACUCAGUACUCAACCUGAUUUCUAUAGUCUUCCAACAUUUGGCUCAACAAAAAUCGACAAAAUUCCGUCCACCGAUCAAGAAAAGCUCAAUGAUGUCAUUAAUCAAUCAAAACGUUUUAAUGAUUUACUGAUCGACGACACACCUCAUAGUAAUAUGAAUAGCACACGUCCAAAUGAAUCUAGUGCGGAAGAUGAUUUAGACGAGGAAGGACAAACGGAUGAGGAUAAUGACAAGCAACAGAAAUUAGAAAAUGGUGCAAGUAGCAAUGACUUGAACAAUCGAAAUAUUUUCCGAACGUUACUCAAGCAAAUCCACCUUUUACACGAAACAAAUUCCAAAUUAUUUCGAAGUUUACAUGAGACAAAAGUUGAAAUGGAAGCACUAAAAUAUUCACCAAGUUGGAAUUUGAGACACCGUAGAGAUAGCGUGAGUGGCUUGAGUGUUCAUAGUCAACCAUUUGGUUAUGCUGCUGGAAUCGCAAGUCCAGCACCCACAUACCAUUCGCAAGGUGGAAAUUACACGCCUGGUAUCGUCACUGACUUAAUUCGAGAGGUACGAGACGCGGGAAGAGUUCGAGAUGAGUCGCUAAUGAAUCGUGUGAAAGCCUUAAUUGAAGAAAAGUCAUGGUCGCAUAAUGAGACAAACAUGAGAGUAUUGCGUGAGCUCGAAGAAGUAAAAGUUCACUUGCACAAUGUUAAAUUGGAACGUCAAACAACGAACGAAAGACUUUUAAAGCUGGAGGACGAAGUGAGAACGAUGAAAGCAUUCCUAGGUGUAAACAAUAAUCCAUUCCAACAAUACUCACAUUUUACAACACCGCCAAAUAAUUCCAAUCUUGCCAUUAAUGAUCAAACUAAACGAAAUAGUAAUUUGAGCUUAAAUUAUGGUGUAAUUAAUAGUACAGGUGAUAAUUUCCAAUUUGAUGAUCAGCCAUCAAAUUUCCAUCAACAUCGACAUCCAUCACCGCCAAAACGACACGAUACAUCGUUGAAUGAAAAUGAUGAAGAUUCUUUUGAUAAAUCGCACGUAAUUCAAUUAGAAAAGGACACGCUUAAGUUAAGACGAGAUUUGCAAGAUGCUAUUGCAAGCAAGAAGCACGCAGAGAGUAGAAUUAUAGCUCUAGAACAUAUGGUAACAUCAUUAAAAUCUCCAUCCCAGCAAACUAACACACAUCAUCAUCCCACAACAAAAAAUAAUACAAAUAAUAGCGCUAAUAAAAAUUCAUUGCAAUCAGAAUUUCAUCAGCCUCAACAGCACCAACUUCAGAUCCAAAUAAAUGGUGGUGAUGUCAAGCGAAAGAUAAGCACCAUUGAGCAUUCUCAGCCAAAAAAUGGAAGUGUAACGACAACGCAAACGGUUACUAAAUUAUUGUCACCUCCAAAAAGUGUAAAAGCAACGCAAGUUACAUUAUCGACAUCGGGGCCUAUUACAGAUCUUUGAGAAUCACGGAAAAUUUCAUGUUAUUAAUACAAGUGCCAUUUCAUAUAACUCUUGUGGAUGAAAAGAAACUAUUUCUAAAAAGAUUAACAACUAUUUUUUAUAUAUAACUCGCAUUAUUAGGACCUGCAAAGAGUUUAUUUAUAUACUAGAUACUGAAGAUAAUAAUAGACAUAAUGAUGACGAGCUUACUUUACUCAGCAAUAAUAAUGAUAGAUUGGUGGAAUUGAGAAAUUUGAAAGUUGAGAUAUUUUUGAUAUAAACUAGUGAAAUUAUUGUCUUAUGAUGUUGUUUCAGCAUUUUUGGAUCAUU
Chironomus riparius is the source of this 2490-nucleotide messenger RNA. The record is from the annotation of a GenBank genome assembly. Lineage: Eukaryota; Metazoa; Arthropoda; Insecta; Diptera; Chironomidae.